AUGUCGAGACCCUCAAGUCCCGGAUCAACAAGUCGCCGGUCGUCAAGCCGCUUGGAACUCAAGCUAGGACUUGGGAAUGCUUCUCAAGGCUGGAAUAAAGUUCUGACCGUUUUCUUCCGCAUCAAACGGAUCUGCUUCUACCCGAUUCUACAAACGAGAUUCGAGGCUCUGACCACUCCCGGGCUGAAGGCUUCGGAUUGUUUCCGCGAGUCGGCUUGA
Molecule: messenger RNA, 219 nt
Organism: Penicillium cataractarum
Lineage: Eukaryota; Fungi; Ascomycota; Eurotiomycetes; Eurotiales; Aspergillaceae
Exons: 1
Coding region: 1-219 (72 amino acids)
Source: RefSeq, a predicted model, not a curated record